GGGCUUCCUGAGUCGAGUAAAACUCCCAGUCCCGAGAUUCUCCGUGUCGGAGAGCAAACAGAGUAACCUGAGGAGGUGAAGCUCGUAGAUACUCGGUAGAAAAAAGAGUCAAUGACAGAGGACUGGUUUCUUCUCCUGUCAACGCGCCUGAGGAAAACUACAAACAUCUCAUGCCGACGAUGAAAAUAUGGCAUCUGGAAGAGUAACGUCCUUCCGUCGUGCCGGUAGUCUUAUGCGGAGUAAAUCUGAGGGGACACUGAUUGACCUGGGUGACAAUACAUCAACAAGCAACAACCUGAAUGGUGGGCAUGUGACACGAAUCCCACAGAACUCUGAGUGGCCACUUCUUCAGCCAGAAGUUGCUCAACCAUCUCAGACAAACAAUCCCUUCUGGAACAAACUGUCUGGAUCAAACCCGUUCUUAGAUGACAUUUUGCACAGCAGCACAGACAAACACAUUUUCAACACAUCAGAUGUAAAACAAGACAACGAAAAACAUCAGGACACAAAUAUCGAUGAUGCCAUCAGCACGUCGUCCGAUGAAGGCAACGUGGGAAACUUUUUGCAAAACAAACACAAAGUCACCAAUAGAUCAGGGAGAUGGAGGAGUGCUUCAGACAUCCUGGAUGAUCUGGAGAGAAAAGUGCCAAAACGGGAGGACAGCUUCAAACCGCCCACGCCAGUGCUGAACCCAGACUUUGAGUGGCUGAAAAAUGACAGAGAGGCGUAUAAGAUGGCCUGGCUGAGCCACAGGCAGCUUACCCGCUCGUGCCUGGACUUAAAUCUGAUGAGCCAGAGCCCCGGAUGGGCUCAGACCCAGGCCACUGGUUUUCAGGUUAUUUGCAGGAUCGGCCACGCUGGAGGCACGGUACAAUUACCAGACUCAGAUGUUAGCAUGCAUAUCCCAGAGGGCCACGUUCCUCCUGGAGAAGUACAGGAAGUUACGUUGAAAGCAAUGCUAGACCCUCCUCCUGGACUCAAUAACAACUACAUGACAACCAUGAGUCUGCUUUUGGAGGUAGUUCUCACGAACAUUAACACAAAGACGUGUAUGUCUCUGGAGGUGAAACUGUCCGGAGAGGUGAAGAGUGACUCGUUAAGUCAAGUGAUGACCACCGUGGUCGGGCUGUUGUCCAACAAAAGAGAGGGGCCCUAUGUAAAAGUGGACGAUUGUUACAUUUACAAGAACGUGAUGCAGAUGAAGCUCCAGAACCUGAAGACACAUUUUUAUGUGAUUGCAGUCGCAGAGGCCUCUGCAAUUCAGUCGCCCGCUACAUCCGUGUGGGAUUACCUUGACCGGCAUAUCACUGUAGCAGUUUAUGGUCCCAGGUACAUUCAUCCAUCAUUCAAAGUAGUAAUAGUGGUUUGCUGUCAUGAGAACGUUCCACCAAAGCUUCCAUUUUCAGAUAUAUGUCGAGGCAACAAAAACCUGCCUCCGCUUGUGCUGCAGCUGUGGGGAAAACAUCGGUUUAAACCCGACAAAGUGAACGACCUGCGUGUCAGAGUCAACAUCAAAGGCUCAGCAUUUAAAAUCAAACCUGAGGACAAAUUGAAAGAAGUGAGACAGAGUCAGCUCAAAAUAGGGUCGGUUUUGAAUCUGCCUGUUGCAUUAUCUUGUGCCGGUAAUUCAGAAAUGACUCCCUUUGAAUUAGAUCUACAAGUGAAGGAAUCAAACACUGUGACUGUUGCACAUUUCCAGGUGCCCUCCCCUCCCGCACCACCCAUCCGAUUAGAAAAGCGGGGGUCGAGGCAGCUGGAAAGGCGACCCGAAAUAGCGAGAACAGUAUCCAUCCCAGAGGAGAGAGUUCCAGAUCUCCCCAAAUUUGAAAACAAACCUGUGAAUCUGCAGUGGUACGGUGUUGCCCUAAAGUCAGUCCUCCGUCAGCCACGUGUGGACUACUUACUGGAGUACUUCAAGGGCGACACCAUGGCUCUUCUCUCCAGAGAUACCGUCAGGUCAGUUGGUAACUCGAAAGUAAAAGAGUGGUAUAUUGGAUUUCUGCGCGGUAGGACCGGUUUGAUUCACUGCAAGAACGUCAAGAUCAUAACCAGAGACCAGGUGAUUGACUUCACCGGCAUCAAGGUCACCACAGAGGUGCUCCUGGACAACAUGUCGUUGCCCUUCAAGAAGCUCACUUACAUGUACUCUGCCAUCCAGACGCUAGUCACUGAGCACAUCACCAGCUGGAGGGGUUUAGCUGAUGCUUUAGGGUACAGCAACCUGUCGCUGGACACCAUCACACGAAGACACGCUGAAACCGAGGAGGAUAAGGUGGCGUGUGUUCUGGAGAAGCUAAAGGAAGAUUGUCACGCAGAGAAGAGCAGGAAGUUUUUGCAUGAACUAAUGGUGGGCCUGCUCAAGAUGGACUCUGUGAAGCUGGUGGCUCAGCUCAUUCAGAACACUGUCAUCCUGUCCACUGCUGUGGAGCUCGGGGUCCGGUGGCGGGAGCUCGCAGAGAAGAUGGGGAAACUCUCCAGUGCUCAGAUCGCCGGCUACGAAUCACCACAUCGAGGGAAGAGUGGAGACGUCGGCCCCCAGUCAAUGUGGAAGCCUGCCUAUGACUUUCUGUACUCCUGGAGUCUGCACUAUGGAGACAGCUACAGGGACAUGAUCCAGGAUCUGCACCUGCUGCUAGACAAAAUGAAAAGCCCCGCCACCAGACAGUGGAGGCAGCUGACUGGUGCCCUCAUCACAGCAAACUCUCUGGAUCUCUUUCGAGCCUCCGCGUACCCAAAAAGCUAAACCUUCUGCAAAUGCACUCUAGUGACGACGUCAACCUCCACGCACUUUGGUAAACAGAGACAGAGGUUUUGUUACGCUGCCGUAAGGAUUUAAUGAAGAUGUUAAAAUCUUUCUGUUGUCUGUCAUAGCUUUGUGUUCAUGUUUGUCUUCAAAGAGCAUUAGAUACAACUUCAUUGAAAUUCAGCCAGGUUCUUGCACUAAAUCUCCAGACCUCACUCGAUGAGUAUACACUUGAGCUGUGAAGGAACGUCAUUUCAUCUUGCAAUCUGAUGAAUAUUAAGGCGUUUGUCUACCUUAUUGUGCCAAUGUAAAAGAGACUAAAAGUAAAAUUUCAUUUUGGUAGAUAGUUUACAGUGUUUGAAAAUGCUAUCCUUCUUAAACUUAUUUCUGCAGUACAUCCUGGGUAUAAGCUAUAGUUUGUCAGUCUCAUAACGUUACAGAUUGAGCUAGCCCGCCAACCAUAAAGCUACUUUGCUUGUCAGUCAGAUUGGAGCCUCUUAAAACAUUGUGAAAUACAUUAUGAAAUUAAUUGUUACAGUAACGUUCACCCUAAAAUGUUUUGUUCAGAAGUUUGGUUCACCCUCCAGUCAAACUUAACUAUUAUAGAUGCUUGUUUUAUGACUGUUAAAAUUACAAAAGUAGGGACCCAUGAGUUACUUUUUGUGACUGUUACACGUUUGCAACCUUUCUCUCGAUAUCAGAAUUUUUUUCAUGCCUCUGUGCUGUCAACAGCUGCUGCUGUUCUCUUCUAAUGAUACAGUAUAUCCAAAAUGCCUGGAGGGAAUUUCAUUACAUCUGGCACAAACAUCCACUUGAACGGUGGUUAAAAAUAGUGAUGGUUUAAAUUUGGAGAUCAGACGUUAUGGUCACUGUGACCUUACAAAACACGUCUGACCAUAUAUGCCUAAAGUGCUUAAGUGCUUCAGAGUGUUUUGGGGUUGCAGAACUGUCUCUCCAUACGUAUGUACGUCCACAUGUCUGUCCCAUUCUCAUAAAUGAGAAAUCUCGGGAUUGCCAGGAAGGAAAUUUCAUUAUGUCUGUCACAAAGGUCCACUUUGACUUAAACUGAUGAACUGAUUCGAUUUUGAUGGUUAAGGUCACUGUGACCUCACAAAACACGUCACCAUUACUGAUCUUAAAGUAUGAGAGGGAGCUGCAAGCACUAGUUUUCUGCACCACAUGUAUUCAGAGCCAGAAACCCAAUAGACACUGUGAACACUAUUACUGACCAACAACCUCAUGGGUUUCAAUACAUUGACUUAAAUAAAUAUUUACUGUAGUUUUGUGUUGAAGGUGACGAUAUUCUUCCAAAGUGAAACACGCUUUUUAAGUUUCCCUGAUGCCAGUAAACAAAUUGUAAAGAUGGUGAUUUACUGUGCAUGUGUCAAAAACUAUUGUUGUUUUGUUUUAGUGUAUUUGUUAUUUUUAUACGGUUAUGUAAAAUUAUAUAUAUGUAAAA
Messenger RNA from Paralichthys olivaceus (Japanese flounder), 4202 nucleotides. It is a transcript of the gene macc1, whose product is annotated as MET transcriptional regulator MACC1. The record is from RefSeq and is a predicted model, not a curated record. NCBI's taxonomy places the organism in Eukaryota, Metazoa, Chordata, Actinopteri, Pleuronectiformes, Paralichthyidae. Gene Ontology annotation, cellular component: cytoplasm.